Aspergillus pseudonomiae is the source of this 931-nucleotide messenger RNA. RefSeq names its product 60S ribosomal protein eL29. Bases 71 to 268 code for a protein of 65 amino acids. Gene Ontology annotation, molecular function: structural constituent of ribosome. The transcript has 4 exons. Gene Ontology annotation, cellular component: ribosome; cytosolic large ribosomal subunit. NCBI's taxonomy places the organism in Eukaryota, Fungi, Ascomycota, Eurotiomycetes, Eurotiales, Aspergillaceae. Gene Ontology annotation, biological process: cytoplasmic translation. The record is from RefSeq and is a predicted model, not a curated record.
CUUCAGUUCAGGGUAACCUCACUCGCCAACUCAUCGUCAACCGUCUCCCAGUUGCGACAAAUCCGACAAGAUGGCCAAGUCUAAGAACGCCUCUCAGCACCACAACAGCCAGAAGGCUCACCGUAACGGUAUCAAGAAGCCUAAGACUCACCGUUACCCCUCCCUCAAGGGUGUUGACCCCAAGUUCCGCCGCAACCACCGUCACGCUCUUCACGGAACCAUGAAGGCUCUUAAGGAGCGCAAGGAGGGCAAGCGUGAGAUCGCAUAAAUCAACUUAAUUUAGAAAUGAAUUAAAAAUGGGAGCGCAUUGAGUUGGUGUUUCACACGUGCCAUGAUCCCAGGCGUCCUGUCGGAUAGACCCUCUGGCUGGUUCCGUGCAACGGUUGCUAAAUAAGACAAUAUGAUUCGAUUCCACGACAUGGCCUGACACUUGUUUCCGUUCUUCCUGUGUGUUUUGGUCAGUAGGUUGUGCAGUUCCGCAGCCCCGAUCAUGGGCUUUCAAUGUUCGUAUGAACAGGCAUAUGUGUGUACAGCUUCGUGCUUAUUUUCAUGCGCGCUUGCUGAAGGAUUUUUUUCAACGUGCCGAGAGAAGAUUCCAUGCCCUCCAAUUACCAAACACCUUCUGCCUGAACUCUGUGGCGAGAGGGUGCAUGGACGGAGGGCUACAUCCGUAGACCAGAAUAGCAAUCAAUUCAUACUACAUCAAUUCAUUUACGUUGUCAUAACUGUUUCUCCCUUAUCUGCUCCCAAUGACGUUGACAGUCAGAUAUAAUACACGACCCAUGCAUCUCUACGCAAGCUCAAGUAACCAGCACAACUACAAAGUGAUACGAUCAAGCCUUCCAAACAAUCAACCUCUUAUCAAACCCCCCACUAACCAACCACUCCUCCCUCACAAUCUCCCCAUCCCUCAAAACAUCCACCCAACCCG